Periconia digitata is the source of this 8252-nucleotide messenger RNA. The record is from the annotation of a GenBank genome assembly. Lineage: Eukaryota; Fungi; Ascomycota; Dothideomycetes; Pleosporales; Periconiaceae.
AUGGCUCCAUAUGCACUUACUCCCACAUCGGAGCGAGGUAGUCAACUCAAUAGCCUUGACACCACCAUCCCAUCCACUACCAAUGCUACUCAUCACAUCAACGGAACCAAUGGCCAUGCGAGCGAUCUUUCCAGUGGCAGCACCCCCACAUCUGCCGCCUCUCAUGAAGCUGCUUACAUACAUGGAUACAAAGAAGGCUAUACCAAGUCUCACAUUGAGCUGAAGCACCAGCCUAUUGCCAUCAUUGGCAUGUCAUGCCGUUUUCCAGGAAACGUGAGCACGCCCGAUGAGUUCUGGGAGCUGCUUGCUCGGUCGCGGACUGGCUUUUCGGAAAUCCCUUCUUCUCGCUUUUCCGGCAAACGCUUCUUUCAUCCUAACCCCGGAAAGAGUGGGACAACCAAUGCCAAAGGAGGAAACUUUCUUACCCAACCACUCGAGGUAUUUGACGCCCCGUUCUUUGGGUUCACCCAACAAGAAGCAAUUAGCUUGGAUCCUCAGCAGCGGCUUCUUUUAGAGUGCACGUUCGAAGCUCUCGAAAGUGCGGGUAUCCCAAAGCAGCAUGCUGUUGGAAAAGAUGUCGGGGUCUUUGUCGGCGGUACAUUCUCCGACUACGAUGCCGAUUUAUUCAGAGACGCAGAAACGAUCCCAAUGCAUCAAGCUACUGGAUGUCACAUGGCGAUGCAGGCAAAUCGAGUGUCGCAUUUUUUUGACUUCCGAGGUCCAAGCUUUACUUUGGAUACAGCAUGCUCUUCAAGCUUAGUUGCACUUCAUAACGCGUGUCAAAGUCUUCGACUGGGGGAAUCGACCAUGGCUGUUGCUGCUGGCGUUCAUCUCAACAUGCUACCCGAAUUCUGGAUCUCCAUGUCCAUGUCCAGGCUUUUUGGGGAAGCCGGUCGCUCAUUUGCUUUCGAUCAAAGAGGGACUGGCUACGGUCGCGGAGAAGGAUGUGGCAUGGUCCUUCUCAAGCCAAUGGAGCAGGCUAUCAAAGACAACGAUCCCAUUAGAGCGAUUAUAACUGGGUCAGGCAUAAACCAGGAUGGAAAAACACCUGGUAUCACAAUGCCCAACGGUUCUGCCCAGGAGUCUCUGAUAAGAUCUGUCUAUAAGCUGGGAGGAAUGGAUCCCCGAGAGACUGGAUAUGUGGAGGCACACGGUACGGGAACUCGUGUGGGCGAUCCUAUCGAAGUGUCCGCUCUGCACAGUGUCUUCGGAGAGGGUAGAAACAAGAGGAAACCCUUGUUUGUAGGUUCGGUCAAGUCUAACAUUGGUCACUUGGAAGCUGCUGCAGGCAUCGCUGGAGUCAUCAAGACUGCACUCAUGCUGGAACGCGGGUUCAUUCUCCCUAACUAUGACUUCAAAGUCCCGAACGAAAAACUUCCUUUGGACGAAUGGGGUUUCAAGGUCGCAACUAGACAGACACCUUGGCCAUUUGGUAAGAAGUGGGCUAGCAUCAACGGUUUCGGGUUCGGCGGUACCAAUUCUCAUGUUGUAAUGACCAGAGGGCCCCUCGAGCGGAAGACAAUGAGUGAGGAGAUUGACACAACCACCACCGAUAAACUCUUUCUUCUGUCUGCAAACGACAAAGCUAGUGCAGAGCGCACAAUGCAAAGUCUGGGUGUUUACCUGGAACAGAGACCGGAAGUCUUCCAGAACGACCUUCUCGGCAAUCUGGCGUACACUUUAGGCCAGCGUAAGACCAUACACCCAUGGCGACUUGCGAUAACAGCAUCAACCUCUGCCGAGUUGGUAGAAGCUAUGUCCAGCGGAAAGAUCUUCCCGGCCAAACAAGAUCUUGAACCACUUCGGUUUGGCUGGAUAUUCACUGGGCAAGGUGCGCAGUGGUGGGCGAUGGGACGAGAAUUGUAUCUACAAUAUCCUAUCUACGCCUCUGCGCUUGAGAAAGCCGAUGCGCAUUUACGAUCGAUUGGCGCGGAGUUCAGCUUACUGGAAGAGUUGCAGAAGGACGAAGCUACGACUCUAGUCAAUGCUGCACACAUCAGCCAACCUGCUUGUACUGCCGUGCAGUUGGCUCUAGUACAGUUAUUAAAGUCAUGGGAUUUGCAGCCAACAUCUGUUGCUGGGCAUUCCUCUGGCGAGAUUGGAGCCGCAUUCGCCGCCGGAAUCAUCACUUUCGAAGAUGCCAUGACUAUCGCCUACCAUCGCGGACGCCUUAUACCUAUCCUGAAGAAAAGGUACCCUAAUCUUGACGGGAGUAUGCUUGCUGUGGGCGCAGGUCCGGUUGAGAUUACCCCGUUGCUAGAUCAAAUUGAUCCAACUCUUGGAGAAGCACGCAUCGCAUGCAUCAACAGCCCUUCCAGUGUCACCAUCUCCGGAGACACCGCUGCAAUUUCGGACUUACAAUCGAUCAUAAAGCGGGUCAAUCCAGACAUGUUUGCGAGGAAGCUUCAGGUAGAUACUGCUUAUCACUCGCAUCACAUGAAUCUUGUCGCAAAGGACUACACUGAAUCGCUCCUCCAACUGGAUGUGCCCAAGUCCACAGAGGUCCAGUUUCAUUCUUCACUUAUGGGCCGACUAGCCACUAGCAACGAGCUGGAUGCUUCUUACUGGGUUCAAAAUCUGACUUGUGCUGUACGCUUCGACGAUGCUGUUCAGAGCAUGUGUGAAAUCACCGUGGACAACAAGGCAGAUGUCAACUUCCUUAUCGAACUAGGCCCCCACGCAGCCUUGCAAGGCCCUAUCAAGCAGAUCCUCAAGAGCAUUGGUGGAUCAGCAGUGAAGAUGGGAUAUUCUUCUGUUCUUGGGAGAAAGAAGAACGCGGUUCAGACUGCCCUCGCCCUGGCCGGAACACUGUUCGUGAAAGGCGCCAAUCUGAACAUGGGUGCUAUCAACUUUCCUAAGCCCCGGGAUAGAUUACCACAAGUGCUUACGGAUAUGCCACGUUACCCUUGGAAUCAUACCUCGAAGUUUUGGCAUGAGUCCAGGUUGACACAAAUUCACAAGCACCACGACGUUCUUCGGAAUGAUAUAAUCGGCGUGUUGGCGACAUAUUCCAGUGAUCUUGAACCUACGUGGAGAAACAUCGUGCGACUUGAUGAUUUGCCCUGGUUGCGUCACCAUCAAAUGCAGGGCGUGACCAUCUUCCCUAUCUCUGGGUUUGCUGCCAUGGCACUGGAAGCGAAAGCUCAAAUUCUGGAAGCCAAGAAUACGAAAUACGACGCGUUGCAAAUCGAAAACCUACAUGUUCCUCAUCCCAUAAUGCUCACCGAAGAAGAGUUGGAGAUGACCAUCACGCUUUGCGAGAAUCACGAGAAAUUACUACCACACAGCAGCCAUGAUUUUCGUAUCCGGUCUUGGUCAAAGAGUCAAGGCUGGAUGGAGCAUUGCACUGGAAUCGUGUCUUAUUUGAACGAGGUCGACGGUCAACGCUCGGAGAAAUUGCGAAAAUCUGCGUUCGCAGCUAGACUGGUCAAUAUCGACCGCGCUGCUACUCAAGCAGUCAAUAUAUCACAGCUUUAUGACCAAUUGUCUAGCAUCGGCGUUUCCUAUGGCCCGUCCUUCCAGGGCAUGCGAGAUGCGCAAGCGUCUCCUCAAGCUUCGCUCGCCAAAAUCGUCCGCGUCGACACCACCGCUGAUAUGCCACAUCACUACGAAACAAACUACAUUCUACACCCGACACUCUUAGAGUCACUUAUUUCAUUAUACUGGCCAGUAGUGAGUAAGGAUGGGGAGCUCGAUACAGUUCAUUUGCCAUCUUCAAUUGGAAAGAUCACCGUUUCAGCGAAACUUCUCCAAGUUUCAGCUGAGCCCGGAAGUAGCUUACAAGCACAUUGUCAACCAUCGUCCACAAUAUCGCAUGUUAGCUCUAACACACUUUCAAUGUUUGCGACAUCCUCUCUCGACUCGACCGAGCCCCUCAUCUCAGUGGAAGAUCUGAUCAUCUCUCCCAUUCUAGAAAAGGCAGUAGAUACAGAAGAGCUGUCCGCCCGUGAGCUUUGCUACAAGACAGAGUGGGAGCCCGCUUUCCAAGCUUCAGAUGAUAGCAUUGGAGAUAAAAACGCUCCACAGUUUGAUACUGAUGUUGUUGUCGUGCAUGGCGAGUCUGAAUCUCAGACCUCACUGGCGGCCACGAUCUCUGAGCAACUGCUACACCUUACUGGACGCCAACCUACGACCGGAACUCUUACCUCGAUCGCUGAUUCCGCAAAAGAAAAACAUUGCAUCUUUCUCAACGAACUUGACAGUCCGGUCCUUGCGAAUCUUGACCAGUCUGAAUUCCAAGCACUGCAAUCUCUCAUCACUUCCACACAGGGACUCUUAUGGGUCGUGCGUGGCGCAUACAUGAACGCGAACAAUCCGGACGCAAAUAUGGUAUCUGGUCUCAGUCGCACAAUCCGAUCAGAGGGAACUCUCAUGAAGUUUGUUACUUUGGAUCUCGAUGUCAACGACUCGGGAGAUGGUGUUUCUGAUGCGACAAAUAUUCUUCAGACCUUCACUGAGUCAUUCCAUAACGGGAGCGAGGUUGAAGAAACAGAGUUUACAGUUCGCGAUGGAAAGUUCUUGACUCCCCGUAUUGUCAACGACGAUACGAUGAAUGAGUACGUGAACAAGCACAUCCAUCCUCCCGCAUCAGAACCAUCACUCUUUACAAGUGCAACUCGUCCACUUUGUGGUACACUCAAUGUACCUGGGGUCCCCGAAAGUGUAGUCUUCAAAGAUGAUCAGAGUGGCGAGUCACCGCUUCCAGCCGAUCACGUCGCUUUCCAAGUAAAAGCUAUUGGACUUGAUGCAACCAAUGGCCAUACCCACUCCCGUGUUGGCCUUCAAUCCAGCGGAAUCGUGCAAUCCGUCGGCGCCAAUGUCUCCAACGUCAAGGUCGGGGAUCACGUUGCUGCUUUAAUGCCUCAAGGCUCUCUUUCCACGGUCGCAAGAGCUCACUCUAAGUUUCUGUUCAAACUUCCGGGUCAUAUCACGUUCGACGCCGCUGCGACGAUCCCGGAAGCUUACUGCACGGCAUCCUAUGCAUUGAUCGAAAAAGCUCGAUUGGUUGAGGGAGAACGCCUGCUUAUCCAUGACGCUGCAACCGCGGUGGGCCAGGCUGCUCUGGGACUAGCUCAAAUGAUCGGGGCUGAUAUAUGGGUCACUGUCAAGACUGCCUCAGAGAAAGAUUUGCUCAAGAGCGAACGUGGCAUAGACGAUGGGCAAAUCUGGUAUGCGAAAAGCGAGUCCUUCGCUGAUGGUAUCAUGAGCGAUACGGAUGGGAAUGGCGUGGAUGUCAUCUUUAACACGACUUCCGAUUCUCAGUUGAUGCGUGCAACAGGAAGAUGUCUUGCAGCGUUUGGGAGAUUCAUCAAUGUCGGUGCUCAGCCACUCGCCCUCGGUGACAUCCUGUCCAACCAAAAUGUAACAGCUCUGUCCGUGGAUCUCAACAGCCUCAUUCAACACCGGCCUCGGCAUUUGGAGCGUCUCAUAGCGGAUUUGCAACAACUACUUCGUUAUGGGAAAGUCCGACCGGCUUUCAACUUCAAGACAUACGGAGUCGCGGAAACUGCUGCAGCAAUUCAUGCUGCUCACACUUCUGUCGGCCAUUCACAAAUUGUGAUCGUGCCGCGCGAUGAUGAAACCGUUUUGGCACCUCGCAUCGAGCAGCAGAGACUUCUUCUUCGAAGCGAUGCGACGUAUGUUCUUAUCGGUGGCACGGGCGGCCUUGGUCGCAGUAUGGCCAAAUGGAUGCUAGGCAAAGGUGCUAAGCACAUUGUUCUCCUCUCGCGUAGCGGGGAGGUCAAAGGAAAAGCCAAAGAUCAGAUCGACGACAUGAACGCAUCUGGAGCAUCUAUAGUAGUCCGUCGCUGCAAUGUGGCGGACAAAGGCGAUGUUGAGCAUCUCCUUUCAACGGGUGUGGAAGGUCUACCGCCCGUCCGAGGAGUAAUUCAUGGCGCUAUGGUGCUUCACGACGUUCUUUUCGAGAAAAUGACUUUUGCGCAAUAUCACUCCGUUAUCGAGUCCAAAGUACAGGGAGCGAAGAACUUCCAUCAGACCCUUCUCGCUAAUUCUACCCCACUGGACUUUUUCAUCUGUAUCUCUUCAGCUGCCGGCGCUGUCGGGAAUCGCGGCCAAGCUGCUUAUGCGGCAGCUAACACCUUCCUCAACGGCUUUGUGCAGCAGCUUCGCAGUCAAGGUAUAUCAGCUACAUCAAUUGAUCUGACCGCUGUAUCAGAUACGGGGUAUCUUGCUGAAGAUGCCGAAAAGGCUGCCGAAGUCGCGAGGAAUCUCGGAGGGGAUACCAUUUGCGAGGCCGAAGUCCUAAGCCUGAUACAAGCAUCAAUUGAAAGAAACGUGGACACCUGCGGUGGUCAUCCCAUCACUGGAAUGCGCAUCACAGCCACUCAGCGUCCGUUCUGGUCCAACGACGCGAAGUUCAAACAUCUGCUCCGUGUUGCCGAGGCUGCUUCUGCUUCUUCUUUCUCUGCCGCGGUUAAGGUUUCCUGGGGUGCUGCCUUCAAAGCCUCUGCAUCCCGAGCAGAUGGAGAAACUGUUGUAUGCAGCGCGCUCGUUGAGAAAAUCGCAGAAGUCAUAUCAAUGGAGCAGGAGGAGCUGGACGUCACGCGACCGCUGGCGCAUUAUCCACUAGAUUCCUUGACGGCUAUCGAGGUGCGCAAUUUCAUCACGAGAAUUUUCGAAGCAAAUUUGCAGGUACUGGAAUUACUCGCAAGUGGAAGUAUCGAAAGUCUGGCAAAGAUUGUAUGUGGGAAGAGCAAAGGGAAGACGUGGGAAGAAUGAUGUUAUGUGAAGUGGUAGAUUUCUGUUUUUUGCGGGCUAUCAUUUCAAUGUUUCUCUGCUUUUUACCCUGUACAUGUUUGUCUUGAUUUUCUUCCCUUAGCCUUCUAUAAAUAUCUCAGCCAUGUAGGCAAAGGUCACCUCGUUAGUAUAAGUUAGCUAUCCUAGUCUGAUUAGUAGUUGCUAUAGAGCUUUCUAAUCUAUCUAAAGCCUAAUUUUACUUGUCCAUUGCUCUAUUUCCGAUACCGACCGUCGCAGGGUAUGGUGGAAGUUGGUAUUUGAGAAUCCCAUACAUAGGGCAACGCCUGAUAACCUUCGCUGUCAUCGAACUCGUAGUCGACAAGGUCAUAACAAAGCGGCGUGACGUACGCACUAUUGGGGCGCGGUUUCAGCAGGCGGAUGCUGUUUUGACUUCUGAUCGCGGUAUGAGAGUAUCUUUGGGCCUGCAAAGUGGAGUGCUCCAUGUCGGCUUUCGUAACGGGCCGGCUGGGCGACUUGUAGCGAUAGCCGUUAGUCAGUUUCGGAGCUGUAUACCAUUAUCGUCAGGCUGACUAGCCUCUUGAAGCCAACCUUGGAACAUCUGAAUGCAGACACGCCACGUGCGCUGAGUCUCUUAUAGCUCCAGCCCAGGCCGUUAAACCCACAACCUUAGCGUAGCUAAUCACACUUCCAAAAUUUCUACAAGCUCUCCGCCCGAAGCUCAAUCUAUUCCAAAACCUGUCACCGGCCACAACAGUGUCUGCCUUGGCUCAAUAGCACGUUCCAUUCAUCCUAUAGUACAUGUAGUAAAAUUCUCUCAUAUACGGAUCACGCAACAGUCAUGGCAGGCUUUGAAAAAAAAAAUUGUAUUCCAAUGAUAUAUCGUAUUCAGUGAUCUAUUCCAGUGCCAGUAAAAAUGAUAUAAAAUUUUCACAUCGCCUCCUCCAGAUUCGUAAACGAGUUAAUGCGGAUGCGUGUCUUUGCGACUGAAACAUAUCAAAGCCCAGUAAGCACUUUCCACCUCGUCUUCGGCAGAGCCUAAGCGUGCGGCUCUUUGAAAGUACAUCAGUCUUCCGCUUCUACGUUGUUAGCAUCGUAGUUUGCCUGAGCAGUCUCAAGAAUGGCACGCGCUUGGUCCCUUAAAUCCUCAGAUUCUCGGUGACGAUCUUGGGCCUGCUGCAAUUCGCUCGAUGCUGUCGCCACAUCACGUCCCUGGCGCCUAGCUCGCCGCAGUCUACGUUGAGCGAGUCGAACCCCAUUCCGGUGUCGAUCUGCGAUCGCGUUCAACUGCGCAAGUGAUCCGGUCAGUGCGGUAAUGAGCCCAUCCAUUUGGGGUCGGGCUACCCCAGAGGUGGUAUCUGGGGGCAUUUCGCGACAAUCGUUGCAGCUGUUGAAUAGCUCCGACCGACAGGAGGGGCACAAAUUCGAGUUAGCUUGCUCAGUCUUCAUGCACCACUCUCUAAUACACUUGAGGCCGAAUGUAUGACCACAAGCAAGGCGGACAGGCACAUGUGAGUCGAAUUCGUAAUCGCCUCCAC